This is a messenger RNA of Mauremys mutica (yellowpond turtle), 3582 nucleotides long. RefSeq names its product zinc finger and BTB domain containing 10 (gene ZBTB10). Lineage: Eukaryota; Metazoa; Chordata; Testudines; Geoemydidae. Gene Ontology annotation, molecular function: RNA polymerase II cis-regulatory region sequence-specific DNA binding; protein binding; DNA-binding transcription factor activity, RNA polymerase II-specific. Gene Ontology annotation, biological process: regulation of transcription by RNA polymerase II. The transcript has 5 exons. The record is from RefSeq and is a predicted model, not a curated record. Bases 28 to 2532 code for a protein of 834 amino acids.
GGCGGACGGGGGGCGCGCGCGCGCGCCAUGUUCGCGGAGAUGAACCGCAGGACGCUGGCGUUCCGGGCUGGCGGCCUGGUCACCGCGGCGGCCGCAGCGGCGGGCGGGGGAGCCGCCGGGGGCGGCUCCUCGAACAAUAACACUGGGGGUAACCCGGCCGAGGCCUGGGCCCGGCAAGACCCCGAGCAGCUGAAUGGGCGGGGGGCGGACGAGGAAGUGGAGCUCGAGGGGCUGGAGGCCGAGGAGCUGGAGGCCGCCGCCGAGGGGAAGGAGUUGCUGUUGUUGCCCCCGCCCCAGGACGCAGUCUCCCCUGCGGCCGCCAGCGGCCCCAUGUUCGCCGAGAGGAACCGCAGGACUCUGGCCUUUCGGGGGGGCGGCGGAGGGCUCCUCUCCGGCCCCUCCGCCGCUAACAAUGGCUGCGAGGCCCCUGCCUGGCCGCGGAGGCACUUCAAUGGGCGGGGGGCGGACGAGGAGCUGGAGCUGGAGGGUGCCGAAGGCCUGGAGCCCGAGGGCCUGCUGGAGGGCAAGGAGCUGGUCCAGGACGGGGGCUCCCUGAGCGACAGCAGUGACGACGAAGAGGACGGCGAGGGGGGCAGCCUGGGCGAUGGCAGCGGCGCCGAGGGCGGCAGCUGUAGCAGCAGCAGGCGGUCUGGAGGCGAUGGGGGGGACGAGGCGGAGGGCAGCAGCGUGGGCGCGGGGGAGGGGGAGAGCAUCAAGCAUUUCCCGCUAGCGGCCAGGCCCAAGUCCCUGCUGCAGAAGCUGCACGUCUCCUUCCAGGGCUCCUGGCUCAAGGAGUUCCCAUGGCUGCACUACUGCCAGGAGACCGGCCUCAUGUCCUGCGCCUGGUGCACCGCCGCCGCCUCCGCCCCCACCGACAUCAGCAUGGCUGGGGGAGGCGGCGUAGGGGGGCACGACGAGCUCUGCAAGGGCACCCGCAACUACAAACGAGCUCUGCUUCUCAGACACCACCUCUCCGCCGAGCACCGCCUCAACGAACCGGUCACUGCAGAGCAGGAGUCAGAAAUAACGUCGGAAUUGACUAAUGAGGGGUACUGCGACUACAACAGUAGGCCAAAUGAGAACUCUUAUUGCUAUCAGCUGCUGCAAGAACUAAAUGAACAGAGGAAGAAAGGCAUUCUUUGUGAUGUCAAUAUUGUGGUGAGUGGGAGGGUCUUCAGAGCUCAUAAGAACAUCCUAGUUGCCGGCAGCCGUUUCUUUAAGACUCUGUACUGCUUUACAAACAAAGAAAGCCGUAACCAAACCACUGUUACCUAUUUAGAUGUUGUUGCUGUUCAAGGUUUUUCUGUCAUAUUGGACUUCUUAUAUUCUGGUAACCUUGUCCUUACAAGCCAAAAUGCCAUUGAAGUGAUGUCAGUGGCCAGCUAUCUUCAAAUGACUGAGGUUGUCCAGUCCUGUCGCAAUUUCAUUAAAGAUGCCUUAAAUAUAAGCAUUAAAUCAGAAGCUCCAGAGGCUGUAGUAGUGGAUUAUAACAGAAGAUCGGUUAGUCGGGAUGGUCUGCCUUCAUCAAGGGAUCAGAAAGUUGCCAGUUUCUGGGCAACACGGAAUCUUACUAACUUGGCAAGCAGUAUAAAAACUGAAAAUGAUGGUUACUGUAUUGAUGAGGGCCAAAUAGAAAACUAUCAAAUGAAUGACUGUAGUUGGGUCCAGGACAGCUCACCUGAAAUGGCUGAAAAUGAAUCUCAAGGUGAAGGAAAAGUGUUUGUGUGGAAUGACAUGGCCUCACAGGGACAAUCAGUUCAAGAACCAGGAAAAGCAAGAAGGAAAAACCAAACUACAAAGAGAUUUAUUUAUAAUAUACCACCUAAUAAUGAAGAGAAUUUAGAAGAUUGCUCUGUGAUGCAGCCGUCAGUCCCAUAUCCAGAAGAUUUGCAGUUUAUUAAGGAAGAACCAGGUACGUCAAAUGAUUUCAAGUAUGGACUGUUGCCGGGUACGUCAAAUGAUUUCAAGUAUGGACUGUUGCCGGGUACUUCAAAUGACUUCAAGUAUGGACUGUUGCCGGAAUCUUGGCCAAAAGAAGCUUGGGAAAAUGGUGAUUCAUCUGCUCUAAUCAUGAACAAACUGAAGUGUCCACACUGUAAUUAUGUAGCCAAGUACAGAAGAACACUAAAGAGACACUUGCUCAUUCAUACAGGGGUGAGAUCUUUUAGCUGUGACAUCUGUGGGAAGCUGUUUACUCGAAGAGAGCAUGUAAAAAGACAUUCCUUGGUGCAUAAAAAGGAUAAAAAGUACAAGUGUAUGGUGUGUAAGAAGAUCUUCAUGCUGGCAGCCAGUGUUGGAAUAAGACAUGGAUCUCGACGCUAUGGAGUUUGUGUAGACUGUGCAGAUAAAUCUCAACCAGGAGGGCAAGAGGGAGUAGACCAGGUGCAGGACACAGACUUCCCUAGGGAUGAAGAGUAUGAGGAAAAUGAAGUCGGAGAAGCGGAUGAAGAGUUAGUUGAUGAUGUAGAAGAACAAAAUGACCAGUCUCGAUGGGAUGAAUCUGGGGAAGUCUGUAUGCCUUUAGAUGACUGAGGGUGUACUCUUUAAGGAUGCUGCAGUUGGAUACUGUGGAUUGACAAUUUGAGUUCAUGGACUGAAGGCUUGCAAAAUAUGGUACAGGCUGGAUGGUAGUUAUGUUGCUGUGAAAACUGUAGGGUCAAAGCCUUAUAGCAAAAAAGGAUUAUUAAAUUUUUUAUAAUAUUUGCACAGGACUGUACAGCAUACAACCAUUUGGUUGAAUUAUACAGAGUCCUCACAUCUAGUCAGUUAUCAAAAGAAAAUGUAUUUUUUAUUAUUUAUAGGAUAUAGCUACUUGGGUCCUAUUCAGACAUGGUAACUGUACUUAUUAUGUUACACAUUCAUGUAUCCUUCAACAUGAAUGAAGAAAAUUACAAUCUUGUUAUGGAAAUACAUGACAGCUUCCCCAAAUCCAAUCAUAGUUUCAGCCAUAGAAGUGGCUCUUAUUUCCAAGAAUAGGGCUUUGCCACACCACUCUUGCCUCCCCAUUACCCUUAAUGGUCUAAACUCCUCAGUAACUUAAAUAUGCAGUAUAGGUAAUACCAACAUGCUAAUGAAAUCGACUUAUAUCAGUUGGCUUAAGCCAGCCUGUGGUGUAGGUGACAAGCACUGGAGAAGAUAUUGGCAUUAAUUUACUGACUUGAUUUCUUGAUGAUUUUGAAUUUGCAAGAAAGCUAUUUCUCUUUCAACAAAUGCAGAAUAAUCACACGGAAAAAAUGAUUGAUUAAUACUGGGUGGAUUGUGAUUCAAAUAUGAGUAACUUUUUUUUCUUGCCACUUAGCAAAUUUUAGUGUAUUAAAUUCUUUCUGGCAUUGCUGCCUGUUUUAGGUGUAUCUUUGUUGGCAGCAUUCCCUGUUGACCAUCUUUUUUCCUCCGGCGUAUACCUCAGUCCAACACAAAGCUUAAAGAAUCCCCAAAAUGGAGAAAGAGUGUCAUAGAAAUAGUAUAUGACAUCUGACUUUGUUAAUUUACAAUAAAUGCCUGCUUUUGGCUAGUUCUGUUAUGCAGUAUGAAUUAGACACUAGGCUGUUGUGCCCAUUGUUAUUCAUUAAAAUGAACACAAAU